GGCCGGCAAGUACAACAACAACAACAACAACAACAACAACAACAACAACAACAGCAGCAAGCGCAGCAGCAGCAGCAGAGACAACAACGCGCGCUAUGUUAUGUUACAUCUUUACUUUCCACGCACUUCCAUCCUCACAUCACCACCACCCCGACAAUGGCCUCGACGCUGACCAGGCCCGAGGGGUUCCGUGGGGAGUUUCUUCUCCCGUCAGACCCCGCUUACGACAAGUACCGCAGGCCGUGGAACGCUGACCACGAGCACAAGAAGCCCAGCGUUGUGCUGCUGCCACUCGGAGCGACAGAUGUCCAAGUGGCAGUGAACUGGGUUCGCUCCAACAACCUGCAGUUUGCCGUUAUGAGCGGCGGUCAUUCCAUCUCCGGCCGCUCCGUCAAGGAUGGCGCUGUGCUCAUCCGCCUGACCCGCAUGAACUUCGUGCACGUCGACCCAGAGGAGCGCACCGCAUGGGUUGGCAUGGGCGCCACUGUCAAGGACUUUGACCUCGAAACAAACGCCUUCAACCUGUGCGGUGUUGGCGGCCAGGUGUCGCACACGGGCAUGGGCGGGUUCACGCUGCACGGCGGAUAUGGCGCCAUCUCCCGCCGUUACGGGCUCGGUGUCGACAACAUCCUCGCUGCGCGCGUCGUACUCGCGGACGGCACCAUGGUUGAGGCAACGGAGACGAAGAACCCUGACCUCUUCUUUGCCAUUCGCGGUGCUGCAAGCUCCAUUGGCAUUGUCACCUCCCUUAAAGUCCGCCUCUACCCUCUGCCCGAGAAGGACAUGAUGUGCUCCGGGCAGGCGUUCUGGAUUGCCGAGUCUGAUGAGGAGUUUGCAGACCGCGUCAGGAAGUGGGCGGAGAUUGUCGAUAAGGACGAACCGAACCUGUACUGCUCCAUGGUGAUCGACUCGCCGCCUCCGCCGCCCUUCAACGGCCGUCGCACGUUCAUCAUCCACACGGCGUGGCUUGGUGACGAGCCCAUGCAGCAGGCACAGGAGCUCAUGAACACGCACCUCGCCCCGCUCAUGGACAAGAAGCCCCUCAUCAAUGCCAUCGACCCAAAGCCGUAUGCUGUGUUCAACUGCAUGCAGGAUGUCGUUGGCGGGUAUGGCCACAAGAAGCGCUCCACGGGCGCCAGCACCGAUGACUGUCAGGCCCUCGUCAAGCUCAUUCUCGCUUCCGAGAAAUACCGCACACCGGCAAGCGUGUAUCUUGUUGAGCACUGGGGCGGGCAGAUUGUGGGUGUCGACCGCAAACCCGAGGACGACUUGGUGUACGGCACGCGUCGCCCAUACUCCGUCAUGUGCCUUGGCAACCUCGAUGACCCUUCCACCGCAAAGAAGUCUCUUGAAUGGCUCCAGCAGUUCAAGGCACUGGCCAAGGACAUUGGUGUCGGCGUUGCUGCGUACGUGAACUACACAGACGACCACAACAAGCCCUAUGGAGACUGCACUCAGAAGUUGGCGGAUGUCAAGGCCAAGUACGACCCACACAACCUCUUCCCAAAGUUUGCGGGCAUGUGAGAGGAGUGAAGCUGAGGUGGCAAACAAGCGCGCGCGCGUUUGCUGGAGGAGCCCAGGCAGCAAAGUACUAUGGCUCCUGCUGCGUGUGUGUGUGUGUGUGUGUGUCCUUGGGUCUAUGUCUGUGUGUUUUCCUUCUCUCUGUGUGUGUGUGUGCGUGUGAGACAGUGGCUGGGGCCGUCGAUGUCAGAGUGCACAACACUACAACAUCACGAUGCAAACAAACACAUUGAAUCAAGAAAGCACGCACAAGCGCACACAAAAAACAACACCAGUG
Molecule: messenger RNA, 1798 nt
Organism: Salpingoeca rosetta
Lineage: Eukaryota; Choanoflagellata; Craspedida; Salpingoecidae
Exons: 6
Coding region: 157-1524 (455 amino acids)
Molecular function (GO): oxidoreductase activity; FAD binding
Source: RefSeq, a predicted model, not a curated record